GUCACUCUGCGCCGGCCCACUCCAUCCGCUGAUGGGAAAAGCAGGUUGCCGUCACAUUAAACUUGUUCUGUGAUUGGGAGGGAUUGAUUCCUUGCACUGGUGGUCUAGAGCAAUGUAAGUGUGGAGGGGAAGCGGCAGGAUCGGCUCAGGUGUCUGUGGGAGGCGAAACAAAGGCAAGGUAACCGCAGCUAGAAGGCCAUCCAGUGAGCCGUGGGCCCUCCCCUCACCCACAUUGUGUGCCAUUGAUCGCGGCUGCAGUAGUGUCCCCUCGGUCAGUGCGAGCGGUGACAGUGACAGUGUAGUGAGGCAGUGAUGGCAGUGUGUUGUGCAUGGCAGUGAUGAUUAUGGUGGCAUGUCUCGUGACGUGUAUGGUGGAGGUGGUGGGGGAGGCGGGGUGCCGAGCAGCCGGUCGCCCCGGCCCCAGCGUCGCGACCUGAACUCCGAUCCUUACUACCUGGACCAGGGCGGCCACCACCGCGCCCACAGCCCCCAGCCGUCAGCAGCCGCGCGCCGCAGCCGCUCCGCCACCCGCGCCGUCUCCCCAACCCUGGCGCUGGACCACGGCGGGGCAUACAUGGACCCCCACGCCACCAUGGAAGCGGACCGCCGCAGCGGAUCAGCACCAGGAACUCACCAUCGCAGCCGCAGCCAGAACAGAAGUAACGUGGGCCGCAACUACCAUUCUCUGGACCGUGAGGUGCACGACCGUGAGUUUAUGCCCAUCCGUGACCCCCGCGACCGUAGCAUGGAGCGUGGGGGUGCCAUGGACCUUCACGGGGUGCAAGGGGGCCAUAUGACCCGCCGUGAUCGUUCGCUGGACCGCGGGCCAAUGUUAGAGGACGACCUGUACCGGGACCAUCACUCGAUGGGAAGAUCUCGGGCCAGCCCCAAUCCGGACCUGAGUGGGCGCCAUGGGCAGACCGCGAUGGGUAGUAUGACCCGCGAUUCUUACUUCUCCGAGGUACAGAUGCACAAUACUGACCUCCAAAAAGAACUCGGAAACCUCAAAAAAGAACUUGAACUGACUAAUCAGAAACUAGGCUCGUCGAUGCACUCGAUAAAGACCUUCUGGUCGCCCGAGCUCAAAAAAGAGCGGGCCCUCAGGAAGGAGGAGAGUGCCAAGUACUCUCUCAUCAACGACCAGCUGAAGCUCCUCAACUCCGAGAACCAGAGACAAGCCAUGCUGGUGUGGCAACUGGAGGAGGAACUGCGUCAUCUUAGAGCUCGCGGCCCCAGUAUGGAGAAACAAGCCAUGUUGGUGCGGCAGCUGGAGGACGAACUGCGACACCAGAAGGCGCGGGGACUCAGCGUCGAGGUGCAGAGCCAGCUGGAGAACCUAUCGACGGAGAAUGACCACCUGACCCGCGAGGUAGCCAUCUUGAGGGAAACAAUCAAGCAAAUGGAGAGGCGCAGUGCUAAAGAGGCCAAGGGGCAGCAGGGGGCCCACGACUCCCUGCUCACGGAUAACGAUCGCUUAAACCGCGAGGUCUGCCUGCUGAGGGAGGCAAGCAAGGAGCUGGAGCUCAGAAUUGAGACACAGAAGCAGACGCUUGCGGCGCGUGAUGAAAGUAUCAAGAAGCUGCUGGAAAUGCUACAGCAGAAAGGAAUAGGUGAUAAAAAUAUAGAUGAGGAAGGGUCAGUAGAGUUGGAACAAACGCGAGCGCGCCUUGUGGAGACCCAGAAUGAGCUGGACCGUUUGAAGGAAACUCUGUGCCAGCGAGAGGAGGACUGUGAGAAGCUCCGCCAGGAGGCUCUGGAAGUGGCGGAGCGGCUGCGUCGCGAGCACGACCAUAGCUUCGGGGGGCCGUGGGGGCUCAACGGCCCUGCUGCUGGUGACGCCGGUACCUCGGCCACUCUGACGGCGCUGCUGGAGACCAAGGACGCGCGUAUCCUUUCGCUGGAGCGUGAAGUGGCACUCCUGGAGGGGGAGGUGGCUAUGGCCAGGGAGUCAGGAGGGGCGGGCCUUGGCGGGGUCCUUGUCGGGGGUGGCCUGUCCGGCUCCCGCUGGGGCUCCCGCGCCUCCUUAGUCACCCCGCCACCUACCGAUGACUCACGCCUCCUCCAGGUGCUGCAGGAGCGGGAGCGCAAAGCUAAAUCGCAACUGGAGGAGUCCCGGUUGGAGAUUCAGAAGAGAGACCAAGAAAUCCUUGCGCUGUCCGCGAAGAUGAAGACCUUGGAGGAGCAACACUCGGACUAUCAGCGCCACAUCACCGUGCUCAAGGAGUCUCUCUGCGCCAAGGAGGAGCACUACAACAUGCUUCAGGCUGACCAUUCCUCCGGUAUACUUCGUCAGGUGGAGGAGAUGCGGCAGCGACUUGAGGAGAAGAACAAGACCAUCGAGAAGAAGACCCAGCAGGCCCUCCAGACCACCCAGGAAAGGAACAAGCUCAACUCAGAGCUAACUGAACUUCGUGAUCACAUGGAUAUUAAGGACAGGAAGAUCAAUGUCUUGCAAAGAAAGAUUGAGAACUUAGAGGACCUGCUGCGGGAAAAAGACAACCAAGUAGAUAUGGCACGGGCCCGACUGACAGCAGUGCAGGCCCACCACUCUACAUCAGAGGGUGCACUGUCCUCUUUGGAAGAGGCCAUUGGAGAUAAGGACAAACAGAUCACACAGCUUAGAGAGCAGCGCGACAGAGCAGAACAAGAGCGGCACCAGGAGCAAUCACUGCAUGAGAGGGACAUUGCUGAGUACAAGAUGAAACUUCACACACUUGAAGGGGAAGUAGAAAAGCUGCAGGUUCGCCUUGAACGUUCACUGGCUGAGAAGGACAAGCUUGAAGCCAAACUUGAGUCCAGUCAGUCUGAGUUAGGCAAGGCUAAGGCAGAGUUGGAAAAGAUGCAUGGGGAAGUGGGUAAGAGUACAAGUGACUAUGAGUCUUACCGCCAUCGCCUCACCAAGCUUGAGAUGGAAAAUGACAGACUGAGGACUGAGAAUGAGAGGCUCCACCAUGACCUGGAGCGCUCCCACCCCACAUACGGCCGCUCCUCAAUACCUGGAGGCUCGGGAGAAGUGGAACGCUUGCAGGAGAAGCUAGACAAGUGUCAGGCAGAACUGCGGCGAGCACAGACUGAACUGCGUAUGAACCAAGCUGACUAUGAGCGGUCCCAUGUGGAGGUAAAGGUGGAGCAGCUGCAAGAGAAGGUGGAGAAAGCACAAGGAGAGAUUUACCGUUUGAAAGCCAGACUAGAGAAUGCUCAGAGUGAGAAAGACAGCGUUCAGGAAGAGCUGGAGCGCGCCCAGGCCACAGUGGCUCGGCAGCACAGUGAGAGAGAGCGCUGGGUGAAUGAGGUGGAAAAGCUACGAGAGGAGUUAGAGAGGUCUCAGGCAACAGUGGGCAAAGCACAGAUUGGACAGGAAAAGACGCAGUCAUCUCUUGAUAAGGUUCAGUCUGAAUUGGACCAACUUCAGGAACGUUAUGAGAGACAGAGUGCUGAGAUGCGCAGGAUACAAGCUGAGCGUGAGAAACAUGCUUAUGAAUUUGAACAAAUACAGAGUCAACUGGACAAGGCUCAUGGUCAAAAUGCCAGACAAUCCAAGGAGAGAGAAGCAGCACAGCAUGAGGCAGAUAGGUUGCGAGAGAAAUAUGAGAAGCUUCAAACUCAGAUGGCACGCCUGCAGAAAGAGCGGGAAGGUGCAAGUGCUGAGGUGGAAGCGCUGAACGAGAAGGUGGAUUUGCUUCAGACGCAAUUGGGCAAGGCUCAGAGGGACCGAGAGAAUACGUACGGGGACCUGGAACUCCUGAAGGAAAAAUACGAGAAGACCUCAACUCAGCUGCAGAAACUCAUGUUGGAAAGAGAUGACCGCUCAACUGAAGUGGAAAUUUUGAAGGAGAAGCUAGAGAAGGCACAAUCUCAGGCCACACGGGCACAGGAUGAGAAAGAAAUGGCCAACAGAGAGUUUGAAAGGGCACUUGAAAAGUUUGACAAAUCUCAAAGCGAGAACUAUCGACUACAGACAAGACUAGAAUCAGCUCAAGCAGAACAGGAACGCCUUCAAAUUGAGAUAGAAAAAACUCAAGUUCUGUUUAAUAAGAUUAAAGAUGAAAAGGUUAAACUUCAAGAAGAUUAUGAUCGUAUACAAGAAUCAUAUGAUCGCUCGAGUUUACAAUGUGUUCGAGCUAAGGAGGCUGAGGAGAAGCUAAAAGAAGAGAUUGAAAGACUCAAUGUAGACAUCACAAUUCUCAGGGAACGUUAUGAUAAGACAACAGUUGAACUCAGGAGAGUUGGCAGUGAGAAGGAAAAAUUACAGAAUGAUGUUGAUCAGCUAACAUUUGAAUUAGAAAGAGCACAGGCACAAUAUGGCAAAGCACAGAAUAAUCAAGAAAAGAGCCAAGAAGAAAUAGCAAGAUUACAGAUUGAAGUUGAAAAAUAUAAAGAUAAGUAUGAGAGAAAUGCUAUUGAACUCAGCAAAGUUCGUAAUGAAAAGGAAAAAUUGCAACAAGAAUGUGAAAAUAUACAGGCUGAAAUGGAUAGAGUACUAGUGAGAAUGGGCAAGUAUCAGGAAAAUACAGAAAGGACGAAAGAGGACUAUGAAAUGUUAAAGAUUGAAAUAGAAAGAGUAAAGGAUAAAUUAGAGAAGACACAAAUGGACUAUGAAAGAGAAUCUAUUUUGAGGGAGAAAUAUGAGACAGAAGUGACAAAGCUUAAGAGUGAGAUAGACAGAGCUGAUCAACACAGAGGCAAAUACCAGCUUGACUAUGAGAAAAAUAAGCAGGAUGUUGAGAAAACUGCAGCAGAGAAUGAGAGGUUACGAGAAAGAUAUGAUACUAGUCAGAUAGAGCUCCAAAAAGAAAAACUUCUAAAUGAAAAACUAACUGAAGAAAUUGCUGGUUUGAAGGCAGAUCUUGACAGGCCAUCAUCUAGAGUAGGAAAGUACACAACUCAAGACAAAUAUGAAGGAGGAGAAUUAGAAAAAGCUAAUAUUGAAAUUGAAAAACUGAAGGACAAGUAUGAGAGAUCACAAAUUGAAUGCACAAAAUCACAACAAAAGGUAGAGAAACUUGAAAGUGAAAAUGAUAGACUUAAGAGUGAUCUUCAGAUGAGUCAAGAGCAACUAGAGCGCUUCCUUUCUGCCCAGGACCGUAACAAGACUGAAGUAGAAAAGACCACUAUAGAAAUUAACAAACUAAGAGACAGAUUGGAACGAAUGCAGGCUGAAUUGACUCGUGCCCAAUCAGGAAAGGAGAAGGCAGAGAUGGAAGUCCAGCGAUUAACACAUGAAAUGGAAAGAUCCCAACAGCACAUGUCUAAAUAUCACGAAAGUAAUGAAUCUGCCAAAAUUGAAUUUGAGAGAAUGUCAGUAGAACUUGAAAAACUUCAUGAACGUCUAGAGAAAUCACAAACUGAACUUAGAAAAGCAAACGAUGCUAAAGAAAAGAUUGAAUCGGAGAACAGAAAAAUCAAGAGAGAUCUUGAUGAAAGUAAAAACAUGAUUGGUAAAGCAGCUGACUAUCAACAUAAGUAUAACAUGGACCUUGAGAAAUGCAAAGAAGAAAUAAUAAGGCUAAAUAAAGAACUUGAAAGAGCCAAAGAUGAAUUGAGUAAGGUUUCAACUGAAAAAGAGAGAUUGAAUACAACUCAAGAAAAACGUGAAAAGAUGAUAUCAAAACUAGAAACGGACUUAAAGCAGUUACAGUCUGAAAGAGACCAAUUAGUAAAACAGUUAGAGAAGUCACAAGAUAUGCUUCUUAACUUCCAACAAGAACUCAAACAGUCUGAAUCAGAACUGCAGAAAACUAAAGAAGAAAAUAAUAGAAUAAAGACAGAAUUAUCAAGUACAACAAAGGAAAUGGAACAAGGUGCCAAGGAUAUGUUAGAAGGUAGAGAAAAGGAAAUUCAGAAGUUGAAAGGGCAGCUUACAGUUAAAGAAAAGGAUUUCAACGCUUUGCGAACAGAAGCAGAAAAAGAAGUUCAACGGUUGCAGCAAGAAGUACAGAAGGCACAACAGAAUGCUCAGGCUGCACAGAAAGAGGCUGGUCUUAUACAGAGAGAAGCAGAAAAGGAGCUAAAGAACCUCAUUGUCCAGUUACAAGGAAAAGAAAAGGAACUUGCAACUUUACGAAGUGAAGGAGAAAAGUGCAGAUUGAGAGCAGAAAAAGCUGAGCGUGAUGCAGCAGAGAUGACCAAGCAGGUAAAGGAUAGUACUCUAAAGGGUGAAGGAGAGACUGCAAAGCUUCAACAAAGCAUAACUUCUGAGAAACAGAGAGCAGAUCAGGCUGAACUAGCAGUGCAAGAAAUGCAAAAACAAUUACAAAACAUGGCACAAGAGAGCCAAAAGACAACCCAUCAAAUACAACAGUUAACUCAGGAGAAUCAGGAGGCAAACAAACAGAUUCAACACCUAAACCAACAAAACCAACAAGCACAACAAGAAAAUGUCACUUUACAAAAACAGAUACAACAGUCUCAACAACAUAUACAACAGCAAACACAACAACAACAUAACCUACAACAGCAGCUUCAGAAUUUGCAACAACAAUUACAGAAACAGAGCAAUAACCCACGCGAUAGUCCUGACACACAGAGGCUAAAAGCUGAGCUAGACAAGGCUAACACUGAACUGAAGAACUCUGCAGUAGAGAAACAGAGGCUGCAGAAUCAGCUGGAGUUACUGGUGACUGAACUUGAGAAGAAGCAGCUUGAUUUGCAUGAAGCAAACCAAAAGCUUCAGAAUGGUGCCAGACCUGGAAAUGACUCGCAAGCAAUCAAGAGACAGUUGGAGGAACAGAUGAAGAUGGUGGAGCAGAAGGUCCACACACUGGAGCAGAGAAACAAGCAGCUUGAUGAGAAGGAGAAGACGUUAGUUGAUUUGGAUGCUCGACUGAACAAGAAGAGAGAACAGCUGAACAACAUGGAACAGCAGCUUGCCAAAGCACAAACAGCAGAUGGUGCCACUCCUUCAGAGGCUACUAAACAGCUCUCUGAAAUGAGGAGGGCCCUUGGAGAUAAAGAAAAAGAAAUUGAGGCUUUACAAAAGGCUCGUGAACACGCAGAAUCUGAGGUGAAGAAUGCACAGUCAGAAACGGAACGACUCUUACAACUGAUGCAGAUGGCACAAGAGGAACAGUUUGCCAAAGACAAGACAAUUAAGGAGUUGCAAGAUGCUCUCAGAGGAGGUGCUGGUGGAGGUGCUGCAGUAAAGAAGCCAGGUGCAGGAUCCACUCCAAGCACUCCGGCCAAGAUGGAUGGAAUUCCUGCUGGACUCAGCACAGCCUCAGCAGGUCAGAUGGCAGCACAAGCAGCAGAGAAAGCCACAGCAGCAUCUGAAGCUGCAAAGGCAACAUUGGAGCAAGCAAAGAAUGUUGCACAGCCAUUUGAUGGAAACUCAGGUAUUGAAAAUCAUGAAAUUGAUCUCCUGGAGAUGGAGGGGCGACAACGAGAGUACAGGCUACAUGUUGAACAGAUUGAAGUUGAUAUCAAACUGAAAGACUCCCUCAUAAACAACCUUAGUGAUGAAAACAAGAGACAGAGGGAACGCAUGGAAGAAUUAGAGGAAGAGGUGCACGCACUUGAAGAAGAGCUAAAGAAGAAUGAGAAGAUUGAGGAACUGGAACAGCUAGUGGUUGUGGUGAAGCAGAAAAAUGAGAGGAUAGAAGAGCUGGAAGAGGCCCUGAGGCAGAGCGUCCGCAUUGCCACUGACAUGGAGAUGGAGCAGCAUGAGGAUGAGAAAAGGAAGAAGGAAAUUAAUGAAAAGCUGGCCAAGCUAGAGGCAAGAUUAGCAAGUGCUCAAAAUGCUCACAACCUUCGCUGCACAAGUUGUCAAACUGUGCGGCAAAGAUUGACUCAGGUGGAGACUUGCUACAACCAAGUGGCCAGUGAGAGGCAGCACCAUCUUCAGGAACUCUUUGACAUGAAGCACGAAGCUCUCACAGCUGCCUUGAGUGAGAAGGACGCCCACCUUGCCCUGCUGGAGGUAGGAGGUGUAAGGUCCUCUAGAGCAGCCCAGGAGGUGGAAUCACUCAAAAAAGAAAAAUCAAAACUUGUGGAUGCAGUGAAACGUCUGGGCGAAGAGAGGGUGAGGCUGACGCAGGAGUACGCUGUGAGUAACCUCAAGCUAGAUGUUGAGCUUCCUGACACUCCACCUCCACAUCAGGACCCACAAGAUGACAUUGAUGAGGACUCAUCCAACUCCAGGACUCAUGUAUAGAGAGAAAGACCCAACACACUUUUGAUGUGGAGAGGUGUGGAGGCUUUUGAAAGAAGAAAAUAACAAGGAAAUGAGAAAGGAAAGUUGAUUAAAGGAAUGAAUCUCUGUGGAAGAGUUUGAAAAUUGCUGCUGAGUUCAUUUUGUGGGCUUUCAUCAGUGCUUCAUGGAUUCCUGAGAGCCUUCUUAUUUCUGCAUUAACUGAUCUUCAGAAAUGUUUGUUAAAGCAGUCUCUGAGAAAAUGAAUGUUGCUUUUGGAUGUUCUGAUUGAAAAGUAAAGCAAAUUCACAACUUGUAUGAAGCCAGAAUGCAAGAGUACUAUUUGCUAGCUCUUGUGAGACAUUCAAAUCACAGAAAUUGAAUGUGAAUCAGGUAUGUAUAGGUAAAUGCUGAUGGAGAUGAUAAAUUUCAUAUUUUGACCAAAAAAAAUCUAACCUUACAUAAAUAUACAGAAAAACUGAUGUUCUUAGUUCAGUUUUGAAGGCUUCUGAGCCAAAGCCAUUUGGAUACAUUGUGCAUGUAGUGUAUUACUCUGGUACUAGUGUUAUUGCAUCAAUGUUGCAGUUGUGUCACUUUAACUGGAGAUGAAGUUUCUUGCCCAGUGGCAUCUUAGGCUUCCAUAAUGUGGCUUCACUGAGUGUCUGUAAUGAUGUUCAGUAAUGUUCAAUACUGUGAUGUGAUUUAUAGACUGCGACAGUAGAUAUUAAAAUUUAUUGUGUGAAUGAAAGUAAUCCUGAAGUUCAAGGCAAAAGCAUCUAUUUUGUAUUCCACUAUGCUGUAAUACAACCCACCAAAAGUUCCUUAAACAAGUCAGCUGUAAACUGUUACUUGAAUAUAUCAAGGAAAAGUAUAUCUGAUUCUAGGCAGCCAUUCAGAGUAAAUAAACAAAUCAAGUUAAGUCAUGAGACCUUGGUUACAAUGUAACAAAUGAUGUGUAAUUGGUUGUGGCAGUUCCAUGUGAUUAAGGGGUCAUUCGUCCUAUAGAAGGUGGUUAUUAGUGUUUCCCAGUAGCACAUAUCAUUGAGUAGACCUGGGCCUUGGAAGGACUGUCUUCUGACCUGUUGGACAGGGUCCUUAGUGGUUGACUGGUGAGCAGCAGCAUUUUAGUUUUCUUAUGAAGACAGUUUGAAGUAAGGAUGUUCAGUGGAAAUAUUUAUCUUCAAGUGAAGGUCCGAACUAUUUAAAGAGGUGGGCAUUGGAAGGAAAUCCGUGUACAGUCUGUAUUUUCUGUAUGUAUAAUGUAUAUAAAGUAACUCAGUCAGAUUAGCUAGGUAGUGUGUUUCAUAGUCUGUAAAUUUUAGCAUCAUACAUUGCCAUCAGUGCCAUUCUGAUGAAGGGGCUACUACAGGGCUGCAACUGAUGGACUCCAAGCGGGAUUCAAAAGGGAUUCAAAAUACAUGAAAAGUACUUCUUCAGUUGUGAAGUGAAUCUAUAUAAGUGUGUAUUGAGCUGCUAUCCACUGUAUCCUUGUAACCCUCCCAGAGUUUCAGCUUCCUCUGUCUCCCACCCUACACCUUAUGUUCUCCAAAGGUUUAGCCGACAGUGAGGCAACUGAUCAAAAUGUUAGUGCCAUAAUAAACAAAGUGGAACUGUGUAGCAAGGUUUUCUGAAUUAUUCCACACAGGCACACUCCCCACAGAAUUAGUGAUGCUAAUGGUGUUUGACAACAUUGGUGGCUACCUUUUUGAACUGUGGACUUGAUUCUCCUCUCAGUGUAACAGAACUGCCAAAGGACUUUUACAUUCUAAAUAUUGACCUUUUUAUAACUUUAUGAUGCCAAUUGUGCAUCUCCCUGAGAGGAAAAUUGUACCCAGUAGAGGUUGUGAAUAAAAGAGGACUCACUGUCAAUGCUAACUGAUUAUAAGACAUAAUUUGAGUAUGAGUCUUUAACAUAUAUGUUUAUAGAAAACAGAAAUAUAUGUUAUCAAAUUAAGUCAAAUAAAGAAGGUUUCAAGUAAUCUUUUCCUAUGCUAGUCUUGUGAAAAUUAGCAUAAUAUAACUCAGGCAGGGGUCAUGAUGAUUUACCAAUACUGUACUUUGAUUCAAAUUUGACUCAGUCCCCUCCCUGGUGUGUGAGCAUGAACAAGAGAAAGAUUCUGCAUGUAACCCAUUCCACACCUGAACAACUUUGCCUAUAUAUUAUGAUCACAGGUUUUAUUAAUGACUUUGCUUCAAGGAAAGCGUUAUUGUAUUCCUAGCAUUUAUAUCUCAAAUUAUGAAUGCUGUCAUAAAUGAGUUUUGAGUACCUCUAAUACUCAUAUCUCUGAAAUUACUUCUUUCAUUAUCAUCAUUGAUACUACAUAUUAUCAUUAUAAUUUUACAUUUGUGAAAUGUGGAAGGAAGUAAUGAAAUAAUUUUUUCAUAAAGAGAUUUCAGCAUAAUUAUGGAAAGCUUACAUGUGCAAUAUGACAAUAAUUAUUUUGUUGAUAUAAAUUGACCUCUAAAAUGUCUCUCAAUGCUGAGGAAAGAUUGAGUGUGCACAAAGACAUGAUUUAAAGGAUAGGCUACAUACAUACAGAUUAAUUAUUUUCAAGAUAAAAGUAAAAGAAGACAUUGUUUUCUGCAGCAGAGCCUCUGUUAUUUUUGCAUAAUAGUAAUAGUACUGAUAAAAUUUGGGGUUCUGUUAUUAUUCCAUUUCCACAUGUCAGAAUACAGCAUAGCCAUAAUCCAUCCACUCUUGCUGAUCAGAAAACUGAUGCUGUUUUUAAGGAAUGUACAUAACCAUAGCUUCUUGUAAAGUAUAAACCAGUGCUACCAAUGUCAUAUGUCAUUUUGUUUCACUAACAUACUAACCUGAAAACUUAAGGAAUCUCCAAAUUUAUCUGACAUUAGUACUAUUGUAGGACACAUUGGAAUUUUUCAAGUAAUGUAAUACUAAUGUUGGCUGUGCAGAUAUUCUUCUCAAAUAUCUUUCUCUUAUUUGUAAGAAGAUCAUUCAUUCCCUUUUUUUUCCAUUUCAAAUCCAUAGAUGUGAUAAUCCAUCCAGUUAUUAAGGAUGAUACUGAACAAAUAAUUCUUCAUACUCUGUGAAAAUAAGCAAUAAUAUAAACUGAGAACAUGAAAUAUUUAAUGAUUAUGUUUACUAUAUUUGCUAUAUGAAAAACUCUACACAUGCAGAUAUUUACAGUGUUCAUACAUCAGCUUCAAACCUUGAAGCAAUUUUUUUGUCUAUGCACAGGUACUAGUGAUGGAUAGGUGAAAUGAUUACAUUAGUGGUUAGCAUGACAUGCUAUCACAGAUCAUUUAGGGGAGCAAAUUUCAUGAAUAACUGAUAAACAGUAAGUGUAGUGUACAACACACACACCACCAUUUGUGUGUAGAUAAACAACAAAAUAUUAGAUAAAGAAAAGAAAUGACUCUGAAGUUUAAUUCAUAGAACAGUGUAAGAAUUUAUUGAUGACAUGCAUUUUAUAACAGAAGGUCCUUUUAGAACUCGCUGUGUACAAAUGCUGAUGUACAUUUUUGCAAGCACAAUAAUUGCAGAAGCAACUUUUCUCGUUACAUGCUCACACACACACAUGCACACACACACACAUGCACACACACACACACACACACACACACACACACACACACACACACACACACACACACACACACACACACACACACAUACACACAAGCUAAUCAUCUUUAAGAGAUGCCUUUUAUAGGGGAUUAGUGUUACAUCUGAUGGCUUCAUUAGUAUUCACUGAUAAAUAAAAUGCUCUCUAAAUUAACAUACAUACUAGUGCUGAGACCUCAAAUUAUGUACAGUACAUGGUAUAUGAUAAAAAUGUAUACACUGAAAUUGUAAUGUAGAUGAUAUUAUCACAUUGAUGACUUGUUCCAGUGUAGUUUGUGGGGUUGGUUGGAUUAUGUUAGUUAUCACCUGUUUAUGUUCUUGCAUCAUGAUAAUUUAUUUCAUAAGGGAAACCUCUUCCUUUUUCUCUCCCAGGAUUUGUUUUGUUUCUGUGAAGGCCAGUACUCAUCUGAUGUCAUUUUGUAUAUACUGACCUACAAGUAUUUCACUCAAUAUUCUUACAAGCAUAUACAUACUUUUAUCUUUUUUUUUUAUUAUUUUUUUUAUUUAUUUUUGUUUUUUACACAUCCAUGUACGAACUCUAUGUACUUUGAAAGUUUCCAUUCAUUGUGUUAUACCACAAUUUUCUUCCCUCUUAUCAUGUGUAUAUGUCUGAAUGAGAAGCUGUAUUGUAAACACUAGCUAUUUAUAUAUCACAAAUCUUUUCUUAGAGUUCUUAUAACUAGACAUCAGGAUUCAUGACAUGUAUUUUCAGACUGUCACUAUUAGGACUGGUUUUCACUAGACUAUCUUCUGGAUAGCUGCCACUUUAUGACAUUCUUGUAACCUGCCUUUUUAAAUGACAUUUUCAUAUUGGCCUUUAUAUAUAUAUAUAUAUAUAUAUAUAUAUAUAUAUAUAUAUAUAUAUAUAUAUAUAUAUAUAUAUAUAUAUAUAUAUAUAUAUAUAUAUAUAUAUAUCUUGGCUGGAAUUUGUUGCUCUACAACCUUGUAACACACAUGCCAUUUGUUUUUAUUUUGUGAUUGAAGGCAUAGAUUCUCAUUUGUGUAUAUAGUGUGUAUGUACAUUGUAUAUACAUGCAAAUAUAUACAAGUACUCAUGUAUUUUGGGCACAAAUGUAAUAUUUAAUGGAAAGGAAAUAUGUAAGGUCAACAUUUUUUAUUUUAUUUAAUUUUUGUUUAUUGUUUUUUUUUUUUUUUGUGUGCCUGUGACUAAUUUCAGUUGUGAUCAUAUCUCAAGUCUGGCCAUUUACAUCACUGGGACUGUGAAGGCUGGCACAUGUGUCUGUUCAGGCCCUGCCUGGGUCUUUAAAAUGCUGCCUUCACUUUGGAUGAUGGUCAUUCACAUAAAUAUUGCAUGGCUCCUGCCUCUUACAAUUUGGUGGUUUGGCACAUAGUGAAAGCAUAUCAAGAAUACUUUUACCAAUAUGAAAUAUUGUAACCUAAUGUUAAAUUUGGAGGUGGGAAAACUGUAACCUAAUGGUAAAUUGCUAUAUGGGGAAAUGCAUGUAGUGGUGUCAGAUUAUGUAAUACUAUAAAAGAAAGCAAACUGGCCAAAAUAACAAAAUAUUCAUGGGGUCAUUUAUAUAAACAUUCAGCAGUAAUUAUUCUGUGGAUUCAUGUGUGAGGCAAUUUCUUAUAAAUUGAGCCAAAUGUGGUGAUGUGUUGAUGGCCCAGACCCUUGGCACUGGCCUGGUAAGUGCUUCUUCUCCCCCUGUCUGGAGCCUGCCAGCCAUGCCUCACCAACCACAGCAGAGCAAGAGUGUGUAGCAUAAUACUGUGUCUCUGUUGGAAAUAGUCAUAAAAUGAUUGGCAGCUAAGGUUGAAAGUUAGUUCAGAACAUUCACUAAUUAUUCAACCUUAAUGGCAUUUGAAGCAUAGCACUAUUUCCCCCCCCCCCACCUAUUACCCAUUUAUAUAUAGAACAUUCCCACCCACACAUCCUACUCCCUUCAGGAAGUAACUAUAGUGUGUUAGUGUGUUGUGGAUGCUUUCUAUGGUGGUCACUGUGCAAGGAUGUUGAUACUAUUUUUGUUGGUUUGUUUGUUUCUUCUGGCAGUGAUGUAAGAGGAAAAUAUGUUGGGUGCGUCUAGGUCACAUAGAUAAGGAAUUGUAAGAUGAGGUGAGGGUGAAUGUUGCAUCUCUUUGUCCCAGUAACUUGACCUUUGUCCUACCAUUGGGAUGCCUCUCCACACCACCACCUACAGUCUACCAGGCAAGAGAGACUUUAUGGAAAAAGAAAACUAAUCAAAUGCAUAAUCUAAAAUGGAAAUUAUAGUACAUGUAUAUAGUAUUAUUUCAUGACAUAAUAUUCUGGCUGCAUUAGAUCUUACAAUUAGACAAUCUCUGCCUGUAAAAUGAGCUGGUGUUGUUGGGGUGGUGACUAUGAGAAAACUUUAAAAAGUAGCUAUAUUGAUGUUUAGCUCGCAAACUGUUGUCUUUUUCUUGCCCUCCCAACUCCCUACUUCUGAACGUCAUGUCCAGCAUGUUGAACAAUAAAGUUGAUCUUACAAA
Portunus trituberculatus (swimming crab) is the source of this 14180-nucleotide messenger RNA. RefSeq names its product early endosome antigen 1-like (gene brp). Gene Ontology annotation, molecular function: structural constituent of presynaptic active zone. The record is from RefSeq and is a predicted model, not a curated record. Gene Ontology annotation, biological process: regulation of synaptic plasticity; maintenance of presynaptic active zone structure; neuromuscular synaptic transmission. Lineage: Eukaryota; Metazoa; Arthropoda; Malacostraca; Decapoda; Portunidae. The coding region runs from base 353 to 8149 and encodes 2598 amino acids. The transcript is spliced from 26 exons. Gene Ontology annotation, cellular component: cytoskeleton of presynaptic active zone.